AUGUCUCCCAAAUUUGACAUCAAGAUCAUAAAACCGCUGGUACGCGUUCGUCCAAGAAUUGAGGCAAAUAAGCUCCUGGUAGAAGAGCCACCGCAGACUCGACGACUUCCUGACCUUCACUCCGAUCGCUACGAGCCCUGUCUCCAUCUUCACAAGGCCGGGAUCCCCUACAAAAUCUGGAGCGUUUGCGACAUCUUGCAACUCCACGGAUCACGCAAACAGCUUGGUCGUGAUGAUUUGGAGAUCAUAGUGAACAACACUGAAGACGCUGCUCGAGUCCUAGGGUCACAUGGAUACCUCCGCACGCAGAAGGGCACUCUGUAUAACAUAUACCGCAAAGUGAUUCGGCUCGUGAGUCUGAAGAACGUGUAUCAGACCUUUGACGUUCCUGGCUCACUGGAGGCGAACCCUACUUUUAUCUCUGCCCUGAUCAAUAGCGAGGACCUAGACACAGAGCGUGCCCAUUAUCAUGAGCAUGAUGCAGUUUCCAUCCCUGGAGUAUACCUUUUGAGCGCUGCAGAGUCGAGAUAUCACCUCCUCGAGGUGGCGGCCCCGUUGCACAUGCCUAAACCCGAACCCCAGCUCCAUGAAUAUUUCGACUGGGCCGCUACAGUCUGGCUAGAUACGAGGCAAGGCAGAUUUUCUGGCCCGGUAGGACCUGUCAGCCAAGUGUUAAUCGAGUUGGUGGAAGAUCUUGACAUAGUGUGGACGACGGAGUUUGAGAAGAAGAUUCGGAAAGAGCACCGCCAACUGCUCCUUGAUCUCAUGUGGUGGAAACAACGUGAAGGUCAUACCUGGCCUUACUCAUUACUCGCAUUUAUUGCCUUCACCAUUCGCAUGCGAACAAGAGAGAAAACUAUCCGUGAUCGAAUUUUGACCGGUAAACACGUUCCGAAACCCAAUGCUGCGCUUGUUCGAAAACGACCUUCUACGCCGUUCACUCUGUGGAUUCCUGUCGCAACGGAAGGCAUCUCUAAAUACGAUGCGAACCAUAUAAAACGGAGCCUACCAAAGCUCACAUGGCUAGUAGAGUCCCGGCUAGCAGGUGGACAUGUCGUUGUGUCUUUGAACAUACCCUUCAUGCACCAGACGAGGAGAGACGAGAAUCAGAAAAAGAGCCUUGAGGUCAAGGACGACAAAGGCAAACCAUUGGAAUUCUGGAGGGAGGAUGCAGCAAUCUAUUACAAGGAGUGCAUUCCUGACCGUAUCAGGUUUCCUCCAAAAAAGCGAGAGCUGAAAAUUCUCCCCGAUCGACGAUAUCCAUAUUCGCUCUUCGAAUGA
Molecule: messenger RNA, 1281 nt
Organism: Aspergillus wentii DTO 134E9
Lineage: Eukaryota; Fungi; Ascomycota; Eurotiomycetes; Eurotiales; Aspergillaceae
Exons: 1
Coding region: 1-1281 (426 amino acids)
Source: RefSeq, a predicted model, not a curated record